Sparassis crispa is the source of this 696-nucleotide messenger RNA. RefSeq lists its product as hypothetical. Lineage: Eukaryota; Fungi; Basidiomycota; Agaricomycetes; Polyporales; Sparassidaceae. The record is from RefSeq and is a predicted model, not a curated record. The coding region runs from base 1 to 696 and encodes 231 amino acids. The transcript has 6 exons.
AUGCGAAGUUCCAUUCCUUCUGUCCUCUACCAUCCACCCAAGGCUGCGCAGCGCCGUGGGGAGAAGAUGUACAUCGUGUUCAGGGGUCUUGCUCUGGGGCCCGGUGUAUAUGAGACUUGGGAUGAGGUGAAAGCUAUGUGCAUCGGAGUCAGCAGAUCCCUCUACCAGCAGGCCCUCAUAGCGUUGUUGCCGCCAUCUGCGCAGCUCAAGCAGAUCCCAUACGACUGUACUAACAUACAGCUUCUAUCAUCGGUCGCCCGUACAAUUAGCGGUGCAUCCGUCACAUUAAAAAGCCCCAUAGUCGCAUCGGGGGGAAACUCCUCGAGUCCGGCAUCAGGGUUGCCAAGUCCUACCGUGCCACCAUUGUGCACACCAUCGCGUUCAGUGCUGCAGUCCCCAGGUGGCCGUAGUGCGAAGCCCCCCACUCCUCUAUUUGAAUGUGAUAUGUGCAAGACCCACUCGGGGCAUUUCUUCUCGCCCUAUGCCACGAUCGUCUCUACACCUCUCUCUCUGAAGCCGCUCAUGCAAAAGGCAGUUGGUGUUGAAUUGCUGCGGGAGGUCAUAGGAAGGACAAUGCCAGUGUAUGAAGGCGAGAUGCUCCCACCUCCAAUCCUCGAACCUGCGAGAACUUCGCAACCUGUACUUCCCUCGCUGUGGACUUCCCCUGCGUCGGUUUCUUUUCCACCUGCCACAUGA